Messenger RNA from Habropoda laboriosa, 1262 nucleotides. It is a transcript of the gene BORCS5, whose product is annotated as loss of heterozygosity 12 chromosomal region 1 protein homolog. The transcript is spliced from 2 exons. The coding region runs from base 453 to 1262 and encodes 269 amino acids. Gene Ontology annotation, biological process: organelle transport along microtubule; positive regulation of anterograde synaptic vesicle transport; lysosome localization. Lineage: Eukaryota; Metazoa; Arthropoda; Insecta; Hymenoptera; Apidae. The record is from RefSeq and is a predicted model, not a curated record. Gene Ontology annotation, cellular component: BORC complex; cytoplasmic side of lysosomal membrane; synaptic vesicle membrane.
GACAACAGAGAGUAAAAACCGAUUUCGAGGUGAUUCUAUUAUUCCGUAUCGUCGAUACAGUUGAGGUUCAAACAAUAACGCAGUGACAACGCGACAAAGCGGGUGGAAAAAACGCACGGUGUAUCGAAGAAAACGGUUAUAAGCGUUAUCGAUUAGCGCGAGCCACUUUAAUCGCGAAAUGAACAAAAAUGCACACUUGUAAGGAAACGCUAAUUGGAACGUUGCAAGUGAAUGAGCAAUGUGAAGUGGCCUUAAAUCUAACAUGACGAUUAUUGUUAUGAUUAUGUUUGUCAUCAGAUGUUUAUAUGAUUAAUUGGAGGAUAAUUGUACGAGAUUUUCGUUGUGAAACAAAGAAGAUUAAUGUAGGUUGUUGAUUAAGUGUAUAUGUAUAUAUACUUUAUGUAAGUCUUGUUGAAGUAUCAGGGGGAAUUUGUUGAAAGAAAGAAAUCAGGAUGGGAUCGGAACAAAGUUCUCAGGGAGGUACACAAAGUGCUAGCACAAAUAGGGCAAGAAACACACCACUGAGACGUGGUAAAAGUGUACCUAAUCGUGAAAGAGUACCAGAAGACACACCGCCAAGAUGUAUCAGUCCUGGUGCCAGCAUUUGUUCGGAUUCUGAUCUACCUUAUAUAUCUUACACUGUGAAUAGACCUAUUGGAGAUUCACCAAAGAUGACGAAUAAACAGUCACAGUUGUAUAGAGGAAAAAGUUUGGGUACACAAGAUAUAUCUAGACGUAAGAAUAGCUUAGGUUCCAGUAGCUACAGGAAAACUACCUCUGAUAAAAUUCACAACAUAGUAGUAGUGAAAUCUGCUGCAGCAGACCCCACAGCUGACAAAGAUCCUGACCUUGUUAAAUUACAAAGAAUUCCCAUGUUCCUACCUAUCAUGCGUGGCACUCUCAAUUUACCCCCAGGUGUGAGGGAUCCAGAAGUCCUGGAAAGGCUAAAUCCCAUUGGUCUGUUCAAUCUCUGUGCCCGCUAUCAGCACCAUCUUAAUACUAAUGCACAAAUGAUCGCCAGUGAACAAGCUAAUCUACAUAUUAACAUUGAGCCAGAAGUUACCAGGAUCCUGAAUUUGGUAACAGAAAGGAGAAAGAAGUUUGCCACGUUUGCUGAACAAUUGAACAAAGUACACGAGCUUAGCAAACAACUAACUAAAUGUCACACUCUUCUUAAUCAAACUUUGGAGAGUCUUGAAACUUUGAACAAUCUUUUACCUAUAGAAGAGAGGUUGGAACCAUUUGUAUGGACUACUGGAUAA